Messenger RNA from Auanema sp. JU1783, 213 nucleotides. Lineage: Eukaryota; Metazoa; Nematoda; Chromadorea; Rhabditida; Rhabditidae. The record is from the annotation of a GenBank genome assembly.
AUGGAAUGUUAUUCGACUAGUGAUGCUGCUGCUGCUGCUGCUGCUGCUGCUCAACUAUUACAUUUGAAGAAGUUAAAGAAACGAAAUAAGUACAACAGGUACAACGUCAAGUUAGAAAGGAUUACUGUUAAUGUAUUUUUUUGCUGCUUAGCUGCCUCUUUCUUGAAGGCACGUCCUUUUUCGGUUUUGGCUGUGGCGUCGGCAUUGGUCUAG